AUGGAGUACAUGCCAAACAGGACCUUGUACGACCUGCCGCACUCCAACCCCCGCCCGCCCAGCUGGGCCCACUGGAUGCGGCUGGCGCUGCUGACACUCCAUUCCACCCGCCCACGCGUCAUCCGCCACGAUGUCAAGUCCACCAACAUCCUCCUCGACCGCAACCUUGAUGCCCGCCUCGGCGACUUCGGCCUCGCCCUCUGCUACUCCUCCAUACCCUCCUCUGCUGCCGCCGCCUCCGUUGCCGGCUCUACUCCUCUAGCCGGCACUCUUGGCUACCUCGACCCUUCCUACGUCACCCCAGACGCCUUCAGCUUCAAAAUCCUGCUCCUCGAGAUCAUGAGCGGCCGCAAGGCCAUCGACGUCGCCCACUCCCCGCCCUCCGUCGUCGAGUGGUCGUCCCGCUCCUCCACAAGGGGAAGGUCGGGGCGUUUGUCGAUCUCCGCAUCCCCCCACCCCGAGACCCCGCCGCGCGGCACCGCCUCGCGAGGUUCGCGGCGAGCUGUGGUCGACCAGCUCAAGGCGCUAAGCUCCUUGAGCUGGAACAGCUCAAGGACCCUGUCGUCUAGCGUGUGGAACGGCCUCAUCAUCGGUAACCCCUCCUCCUUCGUCGACACCCAGGGCGGCGCCAUUUCGAAGCUAAGGCUCCAUGGCGGCCUCAAUUCUGAAUUGCAAUUUAUCAAUGAAGACGAAAUUGAAGAGCCUGAGCCCUCUGCUAGUGCCGCCGCUGUCAACGAGGAGAAGGAGAAUGAGGAGAAAACCCUGAUUUUCGCCAAGAAGCCGCCUUCUGCGGCGGCGAAGGGAUCCCACCCGUCAAGGAAUGCGAAGGUGUUCUCUGAAGCCGGCACGAGGAAAAGUAGGAAUCUGAUGGAACUCAUGGCAGGCGGCUGUUUUCUCAGCAGCUAG
This is a messenger RNA of Ananas comosus (pineapple), 906 nucleotides long. Its product is annotated as serine/threonine-protein kinase-like protein At3g51990. NCBI's taxonomy places the organism in Eukaryota, Viridiplantae, Streptophyta, Magnoliopsida, Poales, Bromeliaceae. The record is from RefSeq and is a predicted model, not a curated record. Gene Ontology annotation, biological process: protein phosphorylation. Gene Ontology annotation, molecular function: protein kinase activity; ATP binding. The coding region runs from base 1 to 906 and encodes 301 amino acids. The transcript has 2 exons.